Molecule: messenger RNA, 5547 nt
Organism: Penaeus indicus
Lineage: Eukaryota; Metazoa; Arthropoda; Malacostraca; Decapoda; Penaeidae
Gene: Trpm
Product: transient receptor potential cation channel trpm-like
Exons: 26
Coding region: 1-5508 (1835 amino acids)
Biological process (GO): protein tetramerization; metal ion transport; monoatomic cation transmembrane transport
Cellular component (GO): plasma membrane
Molecular function (GO): monoatomic cation channel activity
Source: RefSeq, a predicted model, not a curated record
AUGCACUCCCAGGAGGUUGUGGCUUUCAACGAGAUCAGGGUGACAAUUGUAGAAAAGGUGCUGAAGUUAACGUUUAUGGUGAAAUUUAUGUUGACACUUUUCCAUGUUGAAUAUGUUGUGACAGGUGCGGGGCCGCGUUGGAUAGAGUUGGUGUUCAACAAGCGAGAGUGCAUCAAGUUCAUCCCCAGCAGCAAGGAUAACGCCAGAUGUUGCUGUGGGCAGCUGUGGCAGUUCCACCGUGAUGGCUCUCCGGCAACUCUGCGCCAGAGCCAGGAGCUUCACUGGAGCCCCUCCCGACACACACAGCUACAGCCAACAGAUGCAUAUGGGACUCUGGAGUUUCAGGGGGGUGCACAUCCUACCAAAGCACAGUACAUACGGCUGGCCCAUGACACGAGACCUGAACACAUCCUCCAGCUACUUACUGGAGAAUGGGGUCUGGAUUUACCAAAGUUACUGAUAACGGUACAGGGAGGCAAGACUAAUUUUGACCUCCAACCCAAACUGAAAAAGGUCAUCAGAAAGGGCUUACUGAAGGCUGCAAAAACCACUGGUGCUUGGGUGUUCACUGCUGGCACAAACACGGGUGUUUCUCGACAUAUGGGUGUCACAAGGCAUGUUGGUGAAGCCCUUGUGUCUGAAAGUUCCCUCCGAGUGCGUGGGGGCCGCGUUGUCAGUGUCGGGAUUGCUCCUUGGGGUAUAAUUGAAAGACGCCAGGAUUUGAUUGGGCGCAAUAAAGAUGUUCCUUACAUUCCCAUCAAUGCACCAAAGUCAAGAUUUGUGGCGCUCAAUAGCCACCAUACCUUCUUCCUAUUAGUUGAUAAUGGAACCAUUGGGAAAUAUGGCCCAGAACUGAUCCUUCGUAGAAAAUUAGAGAACUAUAUUUCAAAGCAAAGGAUUGAAGCCCGUGGUGGACUAGCAACUCCUGUGGUAUGUGUGGUCAUAGAAGGAGGUCCACAGACCAUCAGACAAGUCUUGGAAUAUGUCACAGAUUCUCCUCCAGUCCCUGUCAUUGUUUGUGAUGGAACAGGAAGAGCAGCUGAUAUCCUCGCCUUUGUUCACAAAUAUGCCUCUUCUGGUCUAAAUCUAAUUGAGGCAAAUAGAGAUACCAUUAUUCUAACUCUGGAGAGAGUUUUUGAAAUUAGACCAUCACAGGCAGAAAAACUUUUCACAGAGGUGCUGCAAUGUGUUCGCAAAAGGGAUCUAAUUACUGUGUUCCGUCUGAAAGAGGGAUGUGAAUUAGAUCAGAGCAUAUUGUCUGCUCUUCUGCAUGCUCAAAGACUUAACCCACCAGAACAGUUAUCUUUGGCUCUAACCUGGAACAGAGUGGACAUUGCGAGAUCGCAUGUAUUUAAUGAAGAUGUUGAGUGGCCAGAAGGUUCCUUAGAACAAGCCAUGAUGGACGCUUUGGUAAAUGAUCGGAUUGAGUUUGUCAAGCUUCUGCUGGAGCAAGGUGUCACCAUGAGCAAAUUCCUCACCAUCCAGAGAUUAGAGGAGCUCUAUAACUCGAAACAAGGACCAGCUAACACUCUCCGAUACAUUAUCAGAGAUGUGAAAAAGAACAUACCUCGAGACUACAGAUACACUCUGAUAGACAUUGGGCUUGUUAUAAACAAGCUAAUGGGUGGUGCUUACAGGUCUUUCUACUCGCGGAAAAAGUUUAGAACCUGUUAUGAAAAUAGCAUGGCCAGGUCACCACGGCUUCAGCGGAUAAAUAGCCACAUCUUCCACAACAGCAAAAGCCUUCUCCAGAAAUCUUCCACUUCCCCUAAGUCUUUUAACAACCUAACAGAUUUGCAGUCAGACUUUGAGUUUGAAUAUCCAUUCAGUGAGUUGCUGGUUUGGGCUGUCCUGACCAAGAGACAAGGCAUGGCAAUGCUGAUGUGGCAGCAUGGGGAGGAAGCCACAGCAAAGGCUCUUGUGGCUGCCAAGCUGUACAAGGCUCUGGCACAUGAGGCAGCUGAUGAUGAUCUAGAAACAGAAGUGUAUGAGGAGCUUAGAAGUUAUGCCAAAGAAUUUGAGGCUCUAGCUCUACAUGUGCUAGACUACUGUUAUCAACAAGAUGACGACCGUGCCCAGCAGCUUCUAACAUAUGAACUAAGGAAUUGGUCCAAACAAACGUGCCUUUCUUUAGCUGUGGCUGUCAACCACAGAGCUCUCCUUUCACAUCCAUGUUGCCAGAUUCUUCUUGCAGACCUCUGGCUUGGGGGUUUGAGAACAAGAAAAAACACUAAUGUCAAGGUAAUGUUAGGCCUACUCUGUCCACCACUGAUCCUAGUCCUGGGGUUCAGGAGCCGGGAAGAGCUCAAGACCAUGCCACAGACACGUGAGGAACACCAAGAAGAAGAUCCUCUGAGGUCGUCUGAUUCCGAGAGCGACACAGAUUCAGAUGAGGAAAACAUGGACAUGAGGAAUGACCAUGAUCCAGAGACUGGUCGACCAGCUAGUGUCACCAGCACAGAGAUGGAGGAAAUGGAAGGGGAGUAUAAUGUUGAUGCAAAGGCACAGCUGGUCCACUCUGUGUCGCUUGUCUCACACCCCGUCACCCCAACCCUCCAGGCUGAGGCUCCUCUGUGCAACAGCAGUAAUGCAGCACAGCUUUCAAGUGCUUGCUUAUCACCACCAGCAUCAGAGGCACCAACUACAGUGGAUGGAAAUGACACAACUGUGAGACAAAAUGGGGCUUCCAUGGGUCACUUGUCUGUCCUUGACUCAACGGUUUUCACAGAUCUACACUCAAAACAGCUGCCAGCUAGAACAAAGUUUUAUGAGUUCUACAAUGCUCCUAUUAGCAAAUUUUGGGCUCAUUCUAUGGCCUAUGUAUUCUUCCUGUGUUUAUAUACCUAUCUUGUGCUAGUUAAAUUGCCAAAGCAGCCACAGUGGAUGGAAUGGUAUGUUGUUGCUUACAUCUCCACACUUCUGUUAGAGAAGAUCAGAGAGAUACUGUCAACAGAACCAGUUGAACUCAAGCAGAAAAUAGCAGUAUGGUCAGACAAACUCUGGAAUGUCUUUGACCUCAUAUUUACAAUACUUUUCUUGAUCGGCCUGUGUUUAAGGCUCCAAGAACAAACCAUGCAAGCUGGACGUGUCAUUUAUUGCGUUGACAUAAUAUACUGGUACUUAAGAGUUCUAGAGAUCUUGUCAGCUAAUAAAUACCUGGGUCCACUUGUGAUGAUGAUGGGGAAGAUGAUAAAAAACAUGGCAUAUUUUGUGGUGUUAUUGCUAGUUGUCCUGAUGGCUUUUGGAGUGUGUCGGCAAAGCAUACUGUUUCCAAAUGAGGAACCACAUUGGAGAUUGGCAAGACAUAUAUUUUAUCAGCCAUACUUCAUGCUUUAUGGUGAAGUGUUUGCCGGAGACAUUGACCCCGAUUGUGGUGGCGAAGACCAAGUUCCUUGCCAUCCUGGACGUUGGAUCACUCCCACAGUUAUGUCCAUGUACCUCCUAGUGGCUAACAUCCUCCUCAUCAAUCUCCUCAUUGCUGUAUUUAAUAACAUUUUCACUUCAGUCAAUGCCAUCUCUCACCAAGUCUGGAUGUUUCAGCGAUUUCAGGUUGUGAUGGAAUUUGAAGAGAAGCCAGUGUUCCCACCUCCUCUUAUCAUUCUGUCUCACAUUCAUCGCGCCAUUAAGUAUUGCUUCAGACGAUGGAAAGGAAAGCCAUUCCUGUAUGAUAAUGGCCUCAAGUUAUUCCUCGAUGGUGAAAGUCUUGAGCGAGUACAUGACUUUGAAGAAGAGUGUGUGGAUGGCUAUAACAGAGAGAAGGAGCAGAAAGAACAGAUGAGUACAGAGGAACGAGUUCGAGUGAUGGCAGAGCGAUCAGAAUCACUGAUGCAGAGAGUGGAAGACAUGCAUGGCAAAUUUCUAGCAGCAAUGAGCUCCUUAAACAGCCUUGAUUUCCAUGUUAAGAGGCUGGAAGAAAUAGCAGAACAAACAAAAAAUAGUUAUGCUGUUGUCCAUCGUUUUAUGCUGAGCCAUGUUGGCAGACCAAGGAGAUCAAGCUCUCCCCGCUCAGGGUCUGCCAGUCCACGUUCUGAUGGGGGAACUCCGCGUUCUCUCUCUCAGACAAGUCUUCAUCAGUUAUUGGAAGAGGCUGAACGUCAGAUGCUAAGGAAACCUCUUCAGGAACCAGAAACUAGUGACAAAGAGCAGAGUGACACCACAGAUGCUGAGCAUGAGGCAGCAAAUAAAUUUUUGAAGUCCUCCCCAACUGCUCAAAGUUCAAGAGAACCUGGAAAACCAACCACAGUGGAUGAAGGAAUAGUGAGAGGCUUCAGUCUAGAUCCAGUCAAUAUUUCAGCAGAAGCAAGAAAAGUAAAAACACAGGGUCGACGCAAGACUAGAUUGGACUCUGAGUCAGGUAGUUCUCUGGGCCGUGCAUCUCGUGAGCGUAAGCUUUCUGGAGAAAGGAAGAGCAGUAUCCGUAAAUCUUCAAGGAAGGGCUCAGAUGGGGCAAGGGCAUUUAGCCCAUCUAGGGUAUGUUUCAUGGAUAUUAAUGUUGCAUUAGAAGAUUCUGAUUCUGGAGAUGUAGAUGCAAAAGAGAAAAAUCUCACUGAAGAAGAGGAGCAACCAAGGUAUGGUAGAUCAGUAUCCGUUCCAGAUGAGGCAGCAGUUCGCUCUCCAACCAGGUAUGAGAGGAGUCUUUCUUCUGUUUCAAGUCGACCAAGGAUUCAGGUGAUACCACCAUCAUCACCACCCCCUAUCUUUACUUUUACUAGUGAGUACACAAGUUUGGCCGAUGAGUUGGAGACAGCAUGCAUGGCUAGAUUGUCUCCACCUUCUUCUCCAAACCUCCAUUAUCCUCAUAGAAGUGAUCCCCAUUUAAGGCGACGGCACUUCUCAGAAUCUGCCAGUAUUUCCAUUACUAUCUGUCCUAAUCCUCUCCGUGAUGCUGAAGAAGCAGAUUAUCAACUUAUGGAAGGACUAAUUCAGAGAAGAAUGCAUAGAGAUUCAGAAAACUUGGCUGUUUCACUAGAGGACCUCUGCUCAGUACAAACAGACAUGUCUGACAAUGAAGAAGGAGUGACUCCAAUGCGUUCCCGCCGCGGUUCAAGAGCAGCAGAACUUCGAAAAAGACAUAGCACAAGUAGCCUUGACAAUGCCCCUUCACAACUACUAGUUGUGCCUGGGGCGGUUCAAAUGGCCACCUCUUACACAAUAUCCCCAACAACUCUUCAAGCUGCACUUCGAGGUGAAGAUGGUGUCCGGCUGGCAUCCUCAACACCUGGAACUCCAGGAGCACGUCGAUCUUCCCUGAGAGGAGAUCUGCAUCACCAGUGGGCUUCCUCAAGUGCUUUGCCAGCAUCUGGAGGAUGGCUGUCACCGAGAAUUCCCCGUCCACGAACUCCACCAUUCAUACAUCCUGAUAAUCCUGCAUCAUCCUCUGUUGAUGGUGAGGGUGCCAGAAAUGUUUCACAAGGUGAAGAACAUCCUCACAUGUCAACUCUACAAGUGCCAAGCAUUAGAGAAUCUGAAGGUAGGCCAAGGGACACAAUUACGGAAACAGAAUGUUAAAAUACAUGGCAUAUUCUGUGGAAAGGCUAGUCAAGAAAA